AUGGCUGAGAGAACACUGGAGCAGGGCACGGUCAGCAUCCCCAUGGAGGAGACCAAACUCCCUGGUGUCGCGCCUCAGGAGGCACCCCUGCUCACCCAUCUGAAGAAAGUGGAGAACCACAUCACUGAGGCUCAGCGCUUCUCCCACCUCCCACGCCGCUCUGCUGUGGACCUGGAGUUCAAUGAGCUCUCCUACACCAUCCGCGAGGGUCCCUGGUGGAGGAGGAGAGGUUACAAAGCCCUCCUCAAAUGCCUUUCUGGAAGUUUCAACAACAGAGAGCUGAUUGGCAUCAUGGGGCCUUCUGGGGCCGGGAAAUCCACCUUGAUGAAUAUUCUGGCAGGGUACAGGCAGACGGGCAUGAAGGGCCAAAUCCUGGUGAACGGCCGACCGAGAGACCUGAGGACCUUCAGGAAGAUGUCCUGCUACAUCAUGCAGGAUGACAUGCUACUGCCACACCUCACUACGAGGGAAGCCAUGAUGGUUUCUGCCAAUCUGAAACUGAAUGAGAGCGUGCAGGUCAAAAAAGAGCUUGUGGAUGAGAUCCUGACUGCUCUGGGUCUUCUGGACUGUGCUCAGACACGCACUAACUCUCUCUCCGGAGGCCAGUGUAAAAGACUGGCCAUCGCCCUCGAGCUGGUCAACAAUCCUCCUGUCAUGUUCUUUGAUGAGCCCACCAGUGGCCUGGACAGCGCGUCCUGCUUCCAGGUCGUUUCCCUCAUGAAGUCUCUGGCUCAGGGAGGACGGACCAUCAUCUGCACCAUUCAUCAGCCCAGUGCCAAGCUCUUUGAGAUGUUUGAUAAGCUGUACAUCCUCAGUCAGGGUCAGUGCAUAUACAAGGGCACAGUCCCUUACCUCAUCCCUUAUCUGAAGAACCUGGGCCUCCACUGCCCGACGUACCACAAUCCUGCUGAUUUCAUCAUUGAGGUGGCGUCAGGAGAGUACGGCGACUUGAAUCCUGUGCUGUUUGAGGCAGUUCAGGGUGGACUGUGUUCUGAAGAGGGCAAAAAGAACUCCAGAGACAAGAACGACCCUUCCUGUCACUCUCAGUGUCACAGUGAUACAGGAACCCUUGAAAAGCAUAGCUUUGCCACCAGUACAUUCACACAGUUCUGCAUCCUCUUCAAAAGAACCUUCAUUACAAUAUGCAGGGACACGGUGCUGACCCACCUCAGGGUGAUGUCCCAUCUGUGUAUUGGAGUGCUGAUUGGCCUGCUUUAUCUCAAAAUCGGAAACGAUGCCAGCAAGGUCUUCAACAACACUGGUUUCCUCUUCUUCUCCAUGCUAUUCCUCAUGUUUGCUGCCUUGAUGCCCACUGUUCUAACCUUUCCUCUGGAGAUGUCCGUGUUUAUGAGGGAACAUCUUAACUACUGGUACAGCCUCAAGGCCUACUACCUGGCCAAAACCAUGGCUGAUGUACCAUUCCAGGUGAUUUGUCCAAUCAUUUACUGUAGUAUAGUAUACUGGAUGACUGAACAGCCUCCAGAGGCAGGUCGCUACCUGCUUUUCAUGGCCUUGUCCACAUCCACAGCUCUAGUAGCCCAGUCGCUGGGUCUGCUUAUAGGGGCUGCAUCUACGUCUCUACAGGUGGCAACCUUCGUGGGUCCAGUCACAGCCAUACCUGUGCUCCUCUUCUCUGGCUUCUUUGUUAAUUUUGACACCAUUCCCAAAUACCUACAAUGGAGCUCUUAUGUCUCCUAUGUCAGGUACGGCUUUGAAGGGGUGAUACUCUCUAUCUACGGAAUGAACCGGUCCGAGCUGGAGUGUCCGGGUCUGGUGUGUAAGUUCCAAAAACCAGAGGAGGUCCUGCAGCUGCUAGAUGUGGAGGAUGCAAAGCUCUACGUGGACUUCAUGGUUCUGGGGGUUUUCUUCCUGGUGCUCAGACUGGCCACUUACCUGGUCCUGCGCUACAAAGUCAAGUCAGAGCGUUAA
This is a messenger RNA of Scomber japonicus (chub mackerel), 1929 nucleotides long. RefSeq names its product ATP-binding cassette, sub-family G (WHITE), member 4a (gene abcg4a). The record is from RefSeq and is a predicted model, not a curated record. Gene Ontology annotation, molecular function: ATP hydrolysis activity; ABC-type transporter activity; ATP binding. NCBI's taxonomy places the organism in Eukaryota, Metazoa, Chordata, Actinopteri, Scombriformes, Scombridae. The coding region runs from base 1 to 1929 and encodes 642 amino acids. The transcript has 14 exons. Gene Ontology annotation, cellular component: plasma membrane.